Myxocyprinus asiaticus (Chinese sucker) is the source of this 3691-nucleotide messenger RNA. RefSeq names its product E3 ubiquitin-protein ligase TRAF7-like. The coding region runs from base 159 to 2180 and encodes 673 amino acids. Gene Ontology annotation, biological process: Notch signaling pathway; ribosomal large subunit assembly. The record is from RefSeq and is a predicted model, not a curated record. The transcript is spliced from 21 exons. NCBI's taxonomy places the organism in Eukaryota, Metazoa, Chordata, Actinopteri, Cypriniformes, Catostomidae. Gene Ontology annotation, cellular component: nucleolus. Gene Ontology annotation, molecular function: zinc ion binding; protein binding.
ACAAUGAACGGGAUUGUUGUUCCGCACUACAUUUCCCAGAAGUCCACUGCGUGUCGUCUGUCGGGCGUGUGAGAGAAAGAUGAAAACUGGAUCACAUGCAGACUUUGAUAUAGCAUCAAUGGCUGCAGCAGAUCUUUUCUCCCGGGCUUUGCUGUAUUAUGAUCUGUAGUAAACCAACACUCUUUGAUCGAUUCUCAGGAGGACCUGUGGCAGGUGUAACCAGCACUGUACCAUCACCUGACAUCAGCAACCGUACAAGAAUGGAGACUACUUUUGGAUCUACAUUUCCAGCAGUUCCCCAAGUAGCUAAAGUGGAAACUAAUUACAAACAGCACCGCAGGACCCCUUCAUCGUCUAGCACCCUGACCUACUCCCCUCGUGAUGACGAUGAUGGCAUGCCACCCAUCAGUACUCCUCGUCGCUCAGACUCUACCAUUUCGGUUCGUUCCCUGCUCUCUGAGUCCAACAUGUCACUGCGCUCCACCUUUUCCCUGCACGAGGAAGAGGAAGACACAGAGCCACAGGUGUUUGCGGAACAGCCCUCCGUUAAGCUUUGUUGCCAGCUGUGCUGUAGUGUGUUCAAGGACCCUGUGAUCACCACCUGCGGACACACAUUCUGCAGGCGAUGUGCCUUGACCUCAGAGAAGUGCCCAGUGGAUAACUCCAAGCUCACAGUGGUAGUGAAUAACAUAGCAGUUGCUGAGCAGAUCGGUGAGCUCUUCAUCCACUGCAAGUACGGCUGUCGGCCAGCUGCCUCGGGCAAGCCUGGUUCCUUUGAGGUUGACCCACUUGGCUGUCCUUUCACUAUCAAGCUCAGCACCAGGAAAGAUCAUGAAGGAAGCUGUGACUACAGACCUGUUCGCUGCCCAAACAACCCCAACUGCCCUCCAUUGCUCACCAUGAACCUGGAGGCCCAUCUGAAAGAGUGCGAACACAUUAAGUGCCCUCAUUCCAAAUACGGCUGCACCUUCAUUGGGAAUCAGGACACAUAUGAGACACAUCUGGAUGUGUGUAAGUUUGAGGGACUGAAAGAGUUUCUGCAGCAGACAGAUGACCGAUUCCACGAGAUGCAGGUGACACUGGCGCAGAAAGACCAGGACAUCUCGUUCCUGCGCUCCAUGCUGGGCAAACUCUCUGAGAAACUGGACCAGUUGGAGAAGAACUUGGAACUAAAAUUUGAUGUGCUGGAUGAGAAUCAGAGCAAGCUCAGUGAAGAUUUGAUGGAAUUCCGGAGAGAUGCUUCCAUGCUAAAUGAUGAACUGUCCCACAUUAAUGCCAGGCUCAAUAUGGGUAUACUGGGCUCCUACGACCCUCAGCAGAUCUUCAAAUGCAAGGGUACCUUUGUGGGCCACCAGGGUCCAGUGUGGUGUCUGUGUGUGUAUUCUACUGGUGAUCUUCUCUUUAGCGGAUCAUCAGAUAAGUCCAUUAAGGUUUGGGACACAUGCACCACAUACAAGUGUCAGAAGACCCUAGAGGGCCAUGAUGGCAUUGUGUUGGCAUUGUGCAUUCAGGGGAACAAGCUAUACAGCGGCUCAGCUGACUGCACAAUUAUUGUUUGGGAUAUCCAGACCCUGCAGAAAGUAAACACAAUCCGGGCGCAUGAUAACCCCGUGUGCACUCUGGUGUCUUCCCACAACAUGCUCUUCAGCGGCUCCCUCAAAGCUAUUAAGGUGUGGGAUAUUGUUGGCACAGAGCUGAAGCUAAAGAAAGAACUGACUGGCUUGAAUCACUGGGUUCGUGCUCUGGUUGCUUCACAGAAUCAUCUGUACAGCGGAUCCUAUCAAACCAUAAAGAUCUGGGACAUUCGUUCUCUGGAUUGCAUCCAUGUGCUCCAGACCUCUGGUGGCAGUGUGUACUCCAUUGCCGUCACCAACCACCAUAUAGUUUGUGGCACCUAUGAGAACCUCAUUCAUGUUUGGGACAUUGAGUCCAAAGAGCAGGUGCGGACGCUGACGGGCCACGUGGGUACAGUGUACGCCUUGGCUGUCAUCUCCACCCCAGAUCAGACCAAAGUGUUCAGUGCCUCUUAUGAUCGUUCUCUCAGGGUGUGGAGCAUGGACAACAUGAUUUGCACCCAGACUCUGCUGCGGCACCAGGGCAGCGUGACGGCGCUCGCCGUGUCCAGGGGAAGACUCUUCUCUGGGGCUGUUGACAGCACAGUGAAGGUGUGGACGUGCUAAACACUUCAGAUAAUCAGCAGUAGUUGUGUCAAUACUGAAGGAACUGAGAUGCAUAGGCUUACGAAUGAAAAGAGUACGAGUACCAGUGUGAUUUUUUUUUUUUCAGUUUCAAGAGAGCAUCUCAAAAUACAUUGGACCAGAAAGGUUUUUCUACUCAUUUAUCAUUUUUAUCGUUUUGGAUUUGGGCAUCUGCCCCAUGUGAAUUUUCACUACACAGCAAAGUGUAGACAAGAGUUAUGUGAAUACAGCUUUAAGGUGCCCUUUGCUUUCCACAUACCUUCUUUAUGGAGCUCAUACCAGACACCUCUUGUGAGCAUGCAAAACCUCCAAAGGUCUUUUUGGACAGCCAUUGGAGAGCACUCCACAUAUGUCAUAAAUUUGGCAACACUGUAUUUUAUGUACGUAAAUAAGAUAAAUUCAGAUUAACUUGGAGAGUUCUUUCAAGUAUUAUUAUUAUAUUUUGAUCUAGAUCUACUGUAAUACUUCAAAUGAAACUUAAUGCAGUCCAAGAUCAUGUUCACUGAAGACCACGGCAAUGUUUUUGUGUCGCUGCUCUCAGAGGUGACUUUUGAACUCUGACCUUUGUGGGUUACAGUCUCACGACUGAGUGAGUGCCUAAGCUUCAGAAUGAUGCCAAUGGAGAUGCAUGGAGACUCUUAUACAGAGCAAUCACUCUGCAUGUGCAGGGAGCAUCGACAGGGCUGAAUGGAGGCCUACAGCAGUGCAUUGUUUUGGAGAACACAGUGCCCGUGUUUUUAUCUCAAAUUUGAGGGUGCCAACUGAGCUUCUGCUCAGCCAUUUUAUAACUGCCUGUUAUGUAUGUGAAACCUUUGUAUGAUGGCGUAAUUACCUGCUCAUUCAUCAUACUUUUGUGUAAAUAAUGCAAUGUUUCCUUACCAAAGGCACAACUGCUUCAUGCAUUUUCCAUGUUUGUCAUGGAAACCAAGCAAGUAACAAUUCCACAUGUAAUUGAAACUAGCUAAAUUAGUUAAAUCACUUUAAACUAAGUAGUUAUAAUUGCAUUUACAUUUAAUCAUUUGGCAGACGCUUUUAUCCAAAGCGACUUACAAAAGAGGAAAAACUAAUUAGAUUAAAAAAAUAAUUAGUUUAAUGAGUGAAGGCACUUACUAAAUCAUUAUCAAUCAUCCUGGGCCAACAUGGAGGAAUAAUUGAGGUGAAUGCAGUGGUUUUGAAAGGGAACGCUGCAUUGUGUUCAAUGUCGGGUUCCUCUCUCAAGCUCAUGCUACAAGCUUCAAAAAGACAUCAUUAACAGCUGCUACUUUGGAUUUCAUGGAUGCCUUUCGGUGUCAUGGGGCUACUCGUAUUAAGGAAAAUGAACUAAACACAUUUUAGCAAGGGUUGUUCCUUCUCUUUGUAUGUUUUAAGUCAGCAUCGAGCCUUGUGCCUGAGAGAGGACAUGAAAUUGAGACUGUCCACUGCAAAUAUGAAAACGGUUGCUUGUAUAAAUCACAUAAGCCAGAUUUUACCAUUAAAGCAGUAUACAUUUUUAA